This is a messenger RNA of Rhipicephalus sanguineus (brown dog tick), 816 nucleotides long. It is a transcript of the gene Gdap1, whose product is annotated as ganglioside-induced differentiation-associated protein 1. Lineage: Eukaryota; Metazoa; Arthropoda; Arachnida; Ixodida; Ixodidae. Gene Ontology annotation, biological process: mitochondrial fusion; mitochondrial fission. The record is from RefSeq and is a predicted model, not a curated record. Bases 22 to 816 code for a protein of 264 amino acids. The transcript has 4 exons. Gene Ontology annotation, cellular component: mitochondrial outer membrane.
AGUUGCUCCAAUCUCACGCAGAUGUUGCUGGUCCUGUACACGAGGGGAAUCAGCUUCAUGCCCCGAGUCAUGGACGUUUCGCACGGCGAGCAGAUGGAGCCCUGGUUUCUCGACAUGAGCCCCCUGGGAGAGUUGCCCGUGCUCAAACAUGGUGACAGUGUCUUCACCGACGUCAACCAGAUGAUGAUCUAUAUCGACCAGAUAUUCCCGUCCACAGAUCCGGUAGGGAAACUGUUCCCCGACAAAGGGACCGACCUCGGCAGUUUGGUGGAAAGCAUAGUCAAGGACCUUGGAAAAAUCAACAUCCCGUUGCUCGUGUACGGCACCCUGUUUCACCCCGAAAUGGCCAUCUCUUCGAGCAUGACAGACGAAGAGCAGAAGAAGAAGGCCGCUCUGGUUAAACAGGGCAAGGCGCAGAUACUCGAGCUGAUGGAGCGUAACCCGGACUACGUGAGCUCGUACGUGGAAAAGCAGCGCGCGUACGACACCUUCCUGGGCCUCGCUCAAUCAGAGAAUGCCGUCAACAAAGAGCUUGAGGAAGUCGAGAAGGUCAUGGACAGCAUGGAAGACUUGCUCAACUCGAGGAAGCUCUCCGGCAACAGCACGCCUGAUGCAACACAGACGUGGUUGUUCUCUAUCUAUGUGUCAGCAGCCGAUGUCCAUCUCAUGGUACUGCUACAUGCUGUCUACAAGGCAGGCCUGUGGGAUCGUUACUUUGAGAAGACACAGAAGAAGCACAAAAACCUGACGAGAUACUUCAAGAGGAUGAAGCAUGACCCUCUCAUCAGCAAAGCACUCCCAGGGCUUAUCAAGUAG